Messenger RNA from Sebastes umbrosus (honeycomb rockfish), 1944 nucleotides. RefSeq lists its product as uncharacterized. Gene Ontology annotation, molecular function: DNA binding; zinc ion binding. The record is from RefSeq and is a predicted model, not a curated record. The transcript is spliced from 6 exons. NCBI's taxonomy places the organism in Eukaryota, Metazoa, Chordata, Actinopteri, Perciformes, Sebastidae. The coding region runs from base 7 to 873 and encodes 288 amino acids.
GAAUCGAUGCUGAGGAUGACGUCAUGCUCGUUGUUUCGAAUGUGUGGAGCUAGCGCUCGCUGGGUAGGAGGCCGCGCGCUCUGCUGGGGGACACAACUUCACCAGAUCUUCACCAGAUCUCCAGCUCUCCACCAGACCAGAGGUCGUCUUCAGCCGCCGGUAACCGUGAACCCCAGGAAUAUCCUCUCCCAUCCCCCUUACCCCCUCUGUCAGAGCAUGGCUCAGGAGACCAAUCAGACGCAGGUGCCAAUGCUUUGCACUAUGGGAUGUGGUUUCUAUGGUAACCCCCGCACCAACGGCAUGUGCUCGGUCUGCUACAAGGAACACCUGCAGAGACAACAGGGAGGGGGGCGAUCCAGCCCCCCGGGAGAGAAAGCUGCUACAUCACCGGCAGGAUCGCCAGGGUCGGCUGGUGUGACUGUGGAGAGUACAACCUCAGAGCCCAGUACAGAGGUGGCAGGAACCCCACCUGAGGAACAAACGAGCAGUCCCAGCUCUCCCAGCCCAGUAACUCAACAGAUGACAGCUAUGAGCAUCUCCCAGGAUUCAGGAGCCGUAGACUCUGAUCGAGCGGAGGCCGAGGAGGGAGAGGAGGAGGGUACUUCCAACAGCUCAGAGCCAGUGGAGGAAGCAGCACAGGCUUUGUCCGAUAGCGACCAAACUCCAGAUAAAAACAAGAAAAAGAACCGCUGCUUUUCUUGCCGGAAGAAAGUGGGCCUUACUGGUUUUGACUGUCGCUGCGGGAACCUGUUCUGUGCCAUCCACCGUUACUCUGACAAACACGACUGUCCCUACGAUUACCGGAGCGCAGCCGCUGCCCGCAUACGCAAGGAGAACCCCAUCGUGGUGGCUGAGAAAAUUCAGAAGUUAUGAGGACUGAGUGCAAAAACAACAAAAAGUCUCUGACUUUGUGAAUUUGAACAAUGGCGACUUGGAUGAAAAACACCUGAUAUCAUGGCUUCAUUUGUUCAUGGUAGUCUAAGACGGGCGGGGUUGGGGUGGUGAGGUUGCAGCCACUGUCCAGACGCUUCCCUUACUAGCAUCUCCCUCUCUCUCCACUAGUGACUGCAGCUGAGCGUUUCUGUGUGUGUGUGUGUGUGUGAGUGUUUGUAUGAAAGUGUGUGUGUGUGUGCGCACAUUUGCUUGAGAGUCGGGGAGAGCGCCGUAGGGGCCUGGCGGACAUUAGUGUUGCUGUGGGGAGGGAAGGCUUUUGAUUUUAGCCCUUUUUGUUUCUCAACUUGGGGGAUCGUGUGGUUUUAUUUUUAUACAAUCCCUGUAAGGCAGUUGAAACGAGACAGGGGUAAGCUGUUGAGGAAUGUGUCACGGCCUGGAUAACGACACAGAGGUCAAUUAAGGUCUAACAAGUUAAAAAAAAAAACCCAACUGGGAGAUUUCAUGUAUCAGCAAGACCUUUUAAGGGCUUUGGAAUAUUUUUUUUUUUCUCCCCCCAGACUGAAAAUGAUGUCAACUUCUUGUCAAAUUGGCAUAUUUUUUUCCCCCCUCCCACCUCUCUAUGGGUCACCAUACAUUGAACUCCCACAUCUCAGCAUUUUCCAGAAACGUUUCUCUUUGAUAUAUUGACUUAUCAUACUGAUAUUGGGUGCAUGAACAGUUAUUGGAGGGGGAAGGUAGGGGAGGGCAAGGGUAGGGGAAACUGAGAACCUUGACUUAACUGAGUGAUUGAAUUCUGUUUUUUUUUGUUUUUUUUCUGUUUUAAUGAGCGUAUGACAUCAGAAGAUCUAUAUUAAUAUAUUGUAGUUAGCUUGAAUUGUGUGAUUGCAUUCUAUUUAUUUUUUAUCGUUUGGUUGGUCUGUGCUGGAGGAUUGGCAGCAUGUGUCAGCAAAUCAUUAAGAUUUGCACUUUAACCUUUUCAAUUAUAUUUAAGUAAUUCCAUCUUGAUUAUAUAACCAUUGAAUAAAAAUAAAAAAAAUACACAAGCUCUGA